Helicoverpa zea (corn earworm) is the source of this 1513-nucleotide messenger RNA. RefSeq names its product tetraspanin-7-like. Lineage: Eukaryota; Metazoa; Arthropoda; Insecta; Lepidoptera; Noctuidae. The record is from RefSeq and is a predicted model, not a curated record. Gene Ontology annotation, cellular component: membrane. Bases 558 to 1271 code for a protein of 237 amino acids. The transcript is spliced from 5 exons.
AGUUCAACUACGUACAUGUUAGGUUACUGAAAAAGAUUGAUUCAGGAUCUAUAGGCGAAGUUCUCGUGGCCUGGUGACGUAUAUAAUAUUAACAUAAAUAAACCUAUUGUAAAAAUACAAGUUGAGCUCGAGCUUAGUUUUCUUUCUAACUUUGGGGUCAGCCGUAAAGCUACGUGUGAGGGAUAACGUCCUUGGGACUUACAUCUACAUAUCGUUUUUCUACUACCUAAUUAAUAUGAUAAUUAGUAUGUCUGUCCCGAUUUUGGAAAAAUCGAUUCAUUUUGAAUUUUAACAUUAAACAAUGCGGAGGCGAUAAAUAAAGUGCUGUCUAUUUAAUAAAAUAACCGGGAACAGGAACUUCUGUAAAAGGUAUCUCGUGCACCUAGCUACUGCUCUGCAAACUCCCUAAUAUUUACUAACAAGACCGGGACGCCGAUAAUUUCUGCGCAUGCGUACAUUGCUCCCCUCUGACAUUCAUUGGGAGUCGGAACAUCUACGAGGCAACAUAUGGAUAAACAAACAAAAUUGUGAAUUAAAUGCUCAAAAACAAGUAGAAAAUGGGCAACCAAUUCAAGAACGUGGCGGUCAUAGCCUGCUUGAAAACAUUCCUUUUCGUUUUCAACGUCGUAUUCUGGUUCACAGGUUUGUUGCUCCUGUUGGUGGGACUAUGGGCCGAGUUCGAUCUGCACAAGUACAUGGAACUGUCGCCAGAGUUCUCUGGCACUGCUCCCCACGUGCUGAUUGGCAUCGCCUGCCUCAUAGUCCUCGUUAGCUCCAUCGCCUUCUCCUGCAUCAUCAAGGGCCAACCGGUUCUACUUUAUAUUUAUGGCGGUUUCCUGGCAUGUAUCUUCAUGAUGGACGCAGGAGUGGGAGCUGCCGCCGCGUGCUACCGAGACACCUUUGCCAAGAGCCUCCACGACGGCCUCACUCAGACUAUCACCAACAACUAUCCGCACAAAGCUAACUUUGAUUUCGCACAAAAGAACUUGCGUUGCUGUGGCGUAUCUAACUACACGGACUGGAUAAGACUGUCACCACAAAAGGUGAUCCCUAUCUCAUGCUGCCUCGACCCGAACGACUGCAUCACGGCUAAUUACAGCGAUGUCUUCCAACAAGGCUGUUAUGCGGUGAUCUCGGAAUACUUGGAAAACAACAUCGACCUAGUGGUGGGCAUCGCCAUCGGGACUGCGCUCCUCCCACUGGUCGGCACAUUACUGUCGUGCUUCCUAGCCAGUUACAUCAAGAAAUCUAAAUACGACGUAGUCAACUAACGACUCUCCGUACUCGACGAUUACGGCUUGUUCUACGCGAAUCUCAAUUUUCAAAUCUCUUCUUGACUGACGCUAUCCAUGUUGGACAAAUUGCAUUUAUUAAUAUUUCAAAUUAUAUAAAUUAAAUAUUUAUUAGAAUUUAUGUUUACAACUUUAAUAUUGUAUUUAAAAUCAAUUGAAAUCUUUACAAAUAUUUUAAGCAUAAUCGAUUUUUGAAUGUUAUUAAACUUGAAGCAAGGCAA